This is a messenger RNA of Fusarium odoratissimum NRRL 54006, 573 nucleotides long. Its product is annotated as shikimate kinase. The record is from RefSeq and is a predicted model, not a curated record. NCBI's taxonomy places the organism in Eukaryota, Fungi, Ascomycota, Sordariomycetes, Hypocreales, Nectriaceae. The coding region runs from base 1 to 573 and encodes 190 amino acids. The transcript has a single exon.
AUGCCAGACAAACCUUGCCCAACAAUUAUUCUCAUCGGCCCCGAAGGCGCUGGGAAAACAACUAUUGGAAAAGUCCUCUCAGAAAAGCUCAACAAGGAAUUAUUCAGCCUCGAUCGACACCGCAAAGAGCUCUAUGCACCCUUCAACUACGACGAUUCUCAUGCAAACAAACUAUACGAACAAGAGGGCGUGGGGGCUCUGUUGAAGUACUGGAAGUACUUCGAAUACAGAGCUGUCGUGGACAUCUUGAAAAAUUCUCUGAAGCCUGGAGAUAGGUUUUAUGGCAAAAUACUUGACUUUGGGGCGGGCCAUUCUAUUUUUGAGAACAAGGAAGAACUCGAUCACGUUGCAGAACUUAUUUCUCCUUAUAAAGGGGUCUUUCUUAUCCUCCCAUGCGAAGGCACCAACGAGGCGCUUCGGAUCAUGGAGGAACGGAGAGGCCAUAAGCUGAGCUACAAUCAACACUUCCUGAAUCAUCCAAGCAACAGGACACUGGCAAAACAUAUCGUCUACACGAAAGAUAUAAGUCCGGAGCGGGGUGCUGAUGAGAUAUUGGAGUAUUUGGACGUUUGA